Coregonus sp. 'balchen' is the source of this 9406-nucleotide messenger RNA. NCBI's taxonomy places the organism in Eukaryota, Metazoa, Chordata, Actinopteri, Salmoniformes, Salmonidae. The record is from the annotation of a GenBank genome assembly.
AUGUCAUUGUCCCUUGGUGACUUCACGUCACUGUGAGUGUGCACUGUGCGCAACUUCUCGUUUGUGCGCAGACAGUUCUUGAUAUCCAAGUCUGUUUUAUGGUAAGUUGAGACAACAGACAAGAGUAAACUUAUUGAUUCUCUCGUUUAUAUUACACACACUUAUACAUUUACCUUCAGAUUGUCUUAGGAAAAAAAGUGGAGGAACUGUUUGGAAAUCACAGUCUCAUAUCCAGUGGCUCUUCUAACAGUGACCCACACCAACAUCUGUGCUUCAGAGUGCACACACACAAGCACACAGCGCACACAAAUCUGCAGUGUUAUACUGCAGGGGUUAUACACUGCCUGAGAGGUAAUGCAUUAUGUUGGUAUCAGUACUGAACCACUUCCUUAUUUCGGUUGGAGGCUGAAUGCCUCACCUGUGAUCUCUGUUCUCUCAGCCAAUAAACUGAACACGUGCCGCUUGACCAAUAGAGCUUAGGAAUAUAAACAGUGUCUGUAGCCAAGGACUUUCCUAGGGCAGUGUGUGCGUGUGCAUGCAUGUGUGCACGCAUGUGAGCAGGUUGUUAUACUUGGACCAGGGCCUGAAAAUACAGCUAUUCUGUAUUCAUGCUGUACAGGCAUUCAUGCUGUACAGUCGUACAUCAGAAGACUAGGGCAUCAGUAAGCCCAUGUAGACAAUAGUCACAGAUCUAGGAUCAGCUCACCUCCCCCAAUCCAACCUAACGUUAGAUACAAACUGCCCUUAGAUCAGUGUCUAUCAGCAACAAGUCUUUGGGGUGUACAAUAUCCUGCCAGCUGCACAGCAGCUGAGCUAUGUCUCACCACAGACUGCAUCACUUCCUGCUUUGUCUGCGCCUGUUAUCUUCUCCCACACCCACAACAGAGACGGCCUGGGUUACUUACUGUUAGUGUGUGUGUGUGUGUGUGUGUGUGCGUUUGUUUGCAUGUGUGCAUUCUUUUUUUGUAAUCAACAUUCUUAACGUGCAGGCUUUUCUGAAAUGAUUGAAUGUUUGUGUGUGUCUCCCUCCAGGGUGUGUGUGUCUGGUUCACCGUCAGAGGGGAAGGAUCAAAGGUCACAGCAGGUCGGGCGCCAGAGGUUAGGAGUCAUGUCUGCCGUGGCGUUCCAGGACCUUCCUCUCAACAUCUACAUGGUCAUCUUCGGGACCGGAGUCUUCGUCUUCGUCCUCAGCCUCAUCUUCUGCUGCUACUUCAUCAGGUAAACAUAUCCCUCCAUCUAUUUAUCUAUCUGUCUGUCUGUCUGCAAGUGUUGCACGGUAUACCAAAACGUCCAUAUUUUUUUAAAUACUAAAACGUGAAAAACGGUUCGGUACUAGAAUGUUGGUUACUUUUGGUACUUGUGCCAAAUGUGUCUGACGGAUCAAGUCUGGCUAUCAGCGCAGCAGAUGUCCCCCACGGAGCACACGUGCCUGCUCCACAUACUCAUUAAUAGUCUGCACUGGGAGUCUGGGCUGUUUCAUGUUUAGCUCCCCACUCAUGCUACACAGAAGUUAACACUGCGACAUGGCAUGUAGAAAUGUUGAAACUGUUAAUUACCGUUCGCAAUACAAUUUCCAUACAGGCUAGAAUAACUUUACAAUGCAAGAAGAUACCGGUAGCUUCCAGCUUUGUAUGCUAACUUUCCUUGCAGCCCGUGAAACCCAGGAUCCUUGGGACAUCCCUACUCCAUUGAAGUUGAAGUUAAAAAGGGUUAAGGUUAGGGUUAGGUAAUAGGUUAGGAUAAGGAUUAAAGUUAGGGUUUAGGGUAGGGAUGUCCCAAGGAUCCAGGGUUGCACUGACCCUUUCCUUGCUAGCUUACAGCUGAAACUAACAUAAAUUCACUACCCUAGUACUUUUUUUGUGAUAAUAUGCAAACCAUACUGCAAAAUAUACUGAUUCAAAGCAGAUUGCCACUAAAAACUUUAUUCAUUCACUUAAUCAGUCUCCCUCACGUCUCUCCCUCAGCAAACUGAGGCCGAAGGCUCUGGCAGGCCGCUUCUUGGCUUGUGAAUGAGUCAUUACUGGUUAAAGAGACAGCGCACACUUUUAUAAAAUAAGCCACUUUUAUGCAAAUGUUGUUGAUCAGUACAAUAAAAUAAAUGCCACAUGGAAGGGAAACAGAUUGUUUGUCAUCAGUAGGCCCAUGAAAUCAGUCAAAAUAAGCUCAAUAACUCAAUGCAUGCGCAAACUCCUAUUGAAUAUGCAUUCACCUGUGGGUCAUUCCAUGUCAUUUCAGCAAGCCAUGACACGCAUUAUCUCUGGUGAAUAACUUUUGCUCAUGAUGAAAAUAAAUUGUGUGGUCAAUUGUGUGGUCAAGCCAGUUCUAAAUGAAAGCAAUUCAGUUUGUCCUUCUCUUAGCAACCUGGACACAAAUUAAGCCUAAGAGAAGGACAAACUUAAUUGCUUUCCAGCCAUGCUUUCAUAGCUGGAAUUGUGAGGAUGACCAUACAAUUUAUUUUCAUCAUGAGCAAAAGCUAUUGUUUUUCUACCCAAAGUUGCAAAUAAAAUGUUGUGAUCCAUUUAAUAAACACAAGAGACCAGCAAAAUGCAUAAAAGGGUGUUUGGUGGCAGUAGAAGGAACAGCAGCAUCUAGUGGGCAAAACGUGGUACUUUCACAAAUUCACACUCAUUUAUGGUAAAUAAUGCAAGCGACAUAAAUGGCUAGUUUCUCUGAACAGGGGGGAAAAAACAUCACCAGAUUCACAGGAAAUACAUUACAGUACAAAGGAUGAAGAAGCAAUACUCCAAGCAGCAGCUGCAUACUACUUGUCAGAUAUAGAGAACUGAUACUGUAUACUGGUUGUUGGUGUGGGAUAGGCGUGGGGUGUGGGUGGCUUUUGAUAAUUUUAUUGGAUUCCUCAUAUUUGACUCAUUGUUAGGAAGAAUGCUGGUCCAAAUCGAAUGUUAGGUACUAUAUUUAUGGAAGAUUAUAUGAAUCCAAUAAAUUAAAAUGGCCAAUUUGGGUGCAAUCAAUUAGCUUAAUUUGUCAGACUAAAAUGUAAAUGUAAAUGUCAGAGAUCAAAUUAUAUUGAAACAAAAAUAAUGUUUCAGGAAUGAUAAUUGUAUCAAUUUCUAACUACAGAAACGAUUUCAGAACAAUAUGAGAUGGUGGGUGUCAAAAUCCUCUUUCUUGUGCUUUUUGAGGUGGAAUAGGCAUUUACAUUACAUUUAAGUCAUUUAGCAGACGCUCUUAUCCAGAGCGACUUACAAAUAGGCCUAGGGUACAUCUUGAUUUAGCCAGUUUAUCAAUAGAGAUUUAACCAUUCAAAUAAAUUAUAAUCAUUAUGUUGUUAUGUAGUUAGAUUGUUAAAGACAAAGUCAAAUUAAUUGCAUGAUUGUAUAAUUGGUAAAUUAAUGAAUACAUGGGGGUCUCCAAAAAAUACUGACGUAAAACAUUUCAAAUGUAAUGAUAUUGAACUCAAAACAUGCCCAACGAUUGAAUAGAGCAGUAGCUGAGUUUAUCCGUCUGGAUGAAGUGCCAUUCUGUGACUUUGGCUAAUAUGCCUUCUUCUUUUCUGUGGUAUCAUUUUGGUAUCAAAUCCAUCCAUCUGACAGGUGUGGCAUAUCAAGAAGCUGAUUAAACAGCAUGAUCAUUACACAGGUGCUCCUUGUGCUGGGGCCAAAAAAAGGCCACUCUAAAAUGUGCAGUUUUGUCACACAACACAAUGCCACACAAUGUCCACCAGAGCUGUUGCCAGAUAAUUGAAUGUUCAGUUCUCUACCAUAAACCGCCUCCAACGUUGUUUUAGAGAAUUGGGCAGUACGUCCAAUUGGCCUCACAACCGCAGACCACGUGUAACCACGCCAGCCCAGGACCUCCACAUCCGGCUUCUUCACCUGCGGAAUCGUCUGAGACCAGCCACCCGGACAGCUAAUGAAACUGUGGGUUUGCACAACCUAAGAAUUUCUACACAAACUGUUAGAAACUGUCUCAGGGAAGCUCAUCUGUGUGCUCGUCGUCCUCACCAGGGUCUUGACCUGACUGCAGUUCGGCGUUGUAACCGACUUCAGUGGGUAAAUGCUAAUUUUGGAUGGCCAUUGGCACGCUGGAGAAGUGUGCUCUUCAUGGAUGAAUCCCAGUUUCAACUGUACCAGGCAGAUGGCGUUGUGUGGGUGAGCGGUUUGCUGAUGUCAACGUUGUGAACAGAGUGCCCCAUGGUGGUGGUGGGGUUAUGGUAUGGGCAGGCAUAAGCUACGGACAAUGAACACAAUUGCAUUUUAUUGAUAACAAUUUGAAUGCACAGAGAUACCGUGACGAGAUCCUGAGGCCCAUUGUCAUGCCAUUCAUCCGCCGCCAUCACCUCAUGUUUCAGCAUGAUAACACACAGCCCCAUGUCGCAAGGAUCUGUACACAAUUCCUGGAAGCUGAAAAUGUCCCAGUUCUUCCAUGGCCUGCAUACUCAUCAGACGUGCAACCCAUUGAGCAUGUUUGGGAUGCUCUUGAUCGACGUGUACGACAGCGUGUUCCAGUUCCCGCCAAUAUCCAGCAACUUUGCACAGCCAUUGAAGAGGAGUGUGACAACAUGCCACAGGCCACAAUCAACAGCCUGAUCAACUCUAUGCGAAGGAGAUGUGUCGCGCUGCAUGAGGCAAAUGGUGGUCACACCAGAUACUGACUGGUUUUCUGAUCCACGCCCCUACCUUUUUUUUAAAGGUAUCUGUGACCAACAAAUGCAUAUCUGUAUUCCUGUAUUGUUGUCAUGGGGGACCAUCUCCUCACCCGUCCCUCUGUUUCCUCUGUCCUGAAGUAUUUCCCAACUAAAACAAUCAGCUGCAGAUGCUUAUCAGCCUGGUUUGUCCCUGAGUCUAUUUAAGGCCUCAGGCUGCAGCCCCAUGGUUGGAAGGAAACUUAGUUUCUACUAUUCUGAACCUCCCACACAUAGGGCCCUAUAAAAUCCGAGAUUCCAGACAUUAAAACGGAAUUCAAAAAUGUAUUGAACUUAGUAGGGAAUCAACUAAAUGUAUUGAAAAUGAAUUAAUUAUCAUAAGACAAUGAACAGAAUGUAUCAGUUAAAUUGUAUUUCCUUCUGAAGAGGCAACGAGAAUUGCACUGGUCUGUGAAUGUGCGGUGCGCGUGUCUACCACUUUGUGUAGCCGUUAGCGAUGAUGCUAAUGGAAAGUCUUCUGGUAGAUGGUAAUUUGCCUUAAGGCUUUCCCAAAAACCUUCUCAAUCAAAUAUUAACUACAAAGUAGCCUAUACUUACCUGAUCUCUUGAUUAUUUGCAUCAAUCCAGUGGGUAUUUGUUUUGCAAACUCUACCAUCACAAAAAAACACACGCUAGACAACAGCCUCUUGCUAGUUGCACACUGGAAUUAAAGGGUAACUACACCCAAAAAUCUAAAUUUCUCUGUUUUUCCCAGACCUCAAAAGUGGUCUCCUGGUGUGGUUUAAGCAUUGUUGUGGACUUACAAAACAACUCAAUUGGAUGUUCUAUUUUAAAAAGUGUGAUUUUUAGAGUGGAAUCCCCCAAAAAAACUGGAAAUUGGAAACCUGAAAUAACUAAAUGGAAAAAACUGAAUUUGGGAAAAAACUAAACGUAAUCAGGCAAAAAUUUAAACUGCUUUUAUAGGGCCCCCUAUGCGAUUACACCAACACACACGCACAUUUUAAGACACGAAUAGAAGGAGGAAUGUCUAUUGUCGUCAUCUGUGUUGUGACAAAGAGGAUAUACCACAGUGGUAACUGGAGACUGCUCUGGGGUCUGAAGAGUUAUUGAGGCUUAAUGAAGUGGGAUUGUGUUCAGUGUGAACAACACAGCACUGUGUCCGGGGUAUGACCCUCUUUGCUCCACAAUGUGGUCCUUUCAAAGUGGCAGAGAAGAGAGGAAAGGCAUUAUGCCCAUUGAAACUGAAUAUGCACAGCGGGCACGAGCCCCUUUACUAAGAUUCAUUUGUUCGAUGAAAACGUGCUACUGUAUAUAUGGUCAUUUUUUCACAGAAUUAUUGAAAAUAAUUGAAUUUGGCAAUCAGUGCACUUCAAAACUAAAACUAAAAAAUAACAUUCUGACUAGGGCCAGCAGUUUCAGCUUAUGUACCUCUAGGGUGAUUACUCAGACAGGUUCAUUUAUGAAUCCUGAGGGCAGUGGUCUAAGGGCACUGCAUCGCAGUGCUAACUGUGGCCACUAGAGAUCCUGGUCGAAUCCAGGCUCUGUCCGCGCCGGCCGCGACCGGAAGACUCAUGGCGGCGCACAAUUGGCAGCGUCGUCCCGGGUAGGGGAGGGAAUGGCCGGCAUGAUUAGCUCAGUUGGAUAGAGCAUGGCGUUUGCAACGCCAGGGUUGUGGGUUCGAUUCCCAGCUCGGGGGCCAUAAUAUAAAAAAAUAACUCAAUAAAACAAUAUAUUAUUCACUAACUGUCAAUCGCUCUGAGAUAAGAGCGUCUGCUAAAUGAUAAAUGUGUAAUGUAAAAAUAAUGAAUCCCCUGUCUGCUGUCCCGUCCUCUCCUUGCCUGUCUUCUUACUCAGUUGGACUAAAAGUCUCUCCUCUCCCUAUUAAACUGAUGUACCGGCCAGCGCAGAGUUUUGAUACUGAACUAUCUUCUAUAAGUCAGUCAUGUUCAACACACUGCAUGUAUAACACAAUUACUUCCUCAUCAUCAGAUGUUUGCAUACAAACUUAGGGUGCCUUCCAGGUCACCUUUUUUGCUGUCGUGCUGUGCAUAUAAUCAGAAGCACAAUGCCUGGAGAAUUGUUGAAAAUCUCUGGAAUACAUUACAGAAAUAUAUUGUAACUGCAAAGACAGCCCCACAUCAAUCCUCACAGUGUCUCCGGCCCCCUAGUGUUGAGAGCAAAAACAUUCCAAUGACCUUUUAAACACCCCUUCAUCUUGUGAAUGGAAAACCUGUUUCAUUCAAUGUUUGUCUCACAAUUCUAGCGGUAAUCACUGAUGCUUUUUCACAGGUGGUAUUCAAAGGGGAUACAAAGAAACUGAAUCUACACGGGGUAAGUUUUUUAUUUUCUUCUUUCCAUUGUAAAUCUGUUUAGUGCCGACUCUUUUUACACUCUCCAACCCCUCUCUCUCGCCCCUGGUUUCUAUCUCUUUCUCUCUCGAUUGCUCCCCCUCUCCUUCUCGCCAUCACAGCAGACAUGUGCAGUGUGCUUGGAGGACUUCAGAGUGAAAGAUGAGCUAGGAGUGUUGCCAUGCCAACAUGCCUUUCACCGGAGGCAAGUGUCACCUCACGCCAAGCAGAUAGAAUUGAUGUGUCAGAUGUGUGUUGUGUGUCUGUGUGCACGUGUGUGUCUGUACAUGCAUAUGUGUGUGUGCGUGCGUGUGUAUCUGUAAGUGCAUAUCUGUGUGUGUGUGUGUGUGUGUGUAUAUGCGUGCAUAUACACUACCAGUCAAAGGUUUGGACACACCUACUCAUUCAAGGGUUUUUCUUUAUUUUUAAAAAUGUUGUACAUUGUAAAAUAAUAGUGAAGACAUCAAAACUAUGAAAUAACACAUAUGGAAUAAUGUAGUAACCAAAAAAGUGUUAAACACUCUUGGCAUUCUCUCAACCAGCUUCAUGAGGUAGUCACCUGGAAUACAUUUCAAUUAACAGGUGUGCCUUCUUAAAAGUUAAUUUGUGGAAUUUAUUUCCUUCUUAAUGUGUUUUAGUCAAUCAGUUGUGUUGUGACAAGGUAGGGGGGUAUACAGAAGAUAGCCCUAUUUGGUUAAAGACCAAGUCCAUAUUAAGGCAAAAACAGCUCAAAUAAGCAAAAGAGAGCCGCAAAAACCAUCAAGCGCUAUGAUGAAAUUGGCUCUCAUGAGGACUGCCACAGGAAUGGAAGACCCAGAGUUACCUCUGCUGCAGAGGAUAAGUUCAUUAGAGUUACCAGCCUCAGAAACUGCAGCCCAAAUAAAUGCUUCACAGAGUUCAAGUAACAGACACAUCUCAACAUCAACUGUUCAGAGGGGACUGUGUAAAUCAGACCUUCAUGGUCGAAUUGCUGCAAAGAAACCACUCCUAAAGGACACCAAUAAGAAGAAGAAACCUGCUUGGGCCAAGAAACACGAGCAAUGGACAUUAGACCGGUAGAAAUGUGUCCUUUGGUCUGGAUUCCAAAUUGGAGAUUUUUGGUUCAAACUGCCGUGUCUUUGUGAGACGUGGUGUGGGUGAACAGAUGAUCUCCGCAUGUGUGGUUCCCACUGUAAAGCAUGGAGGAGGAGGUGUUAUGGUGUGGAGGUGCUUUGCUGGUGACACUGUCUGUGAUUUAUUUAGAAUUCAAGGCACACUUAACCAGCAUGGCUACCACAGCAUUCUGCAGCGAUACGCCAUCCCAUCUGGUUUGGGCUUAGUGGGACUAUAAUUUGUUUUUCAACAGGACAAUGACCCAACACACCUCCAGGCUGUGUAAAGGCUAUUUUACCAAGACGGAGAGUGAUGGAGUACUGCAUCAGAUGACCUGGCCUCCACAAUCCCCCGACCUCAAUCCAAUUGAGAUGGUUUGGGAUGAGUCGGACGGCAGAGUGAAGGAAAAGCAGCCAACAAGUGCUCAGCAUAUGUGGGAACUCCUUCAAGACUGUUGGAAAAGCAUUCCAGGUGAAGCUGGUUGAGAGAAUUCCAAGAGUGUACAAAGCUGUCAUCAAGGCAAAGGGUGGCUAUUUGGAUAUAUUUGGAUUUGUUUAACACUUUUUUGGUUACUACAUGAUUCCAUAUGUGUUAUUUCAUAGUUUUGAUGCCUUCACUAUUAUUCUACAAUGUAGAAAAACCCUUGAAUGAGUAGGUGUGUCCAACUUUUGACUGGUACUGUAUGUGUUACUGAAUUGUUGUUUGCCCCUGCAGUUGCCUGGUGAAGUGGCUGGAGGUGCGCUGUGUGUGUCCCAUGUGCAACAAGCCCAUCACUGGACCAUCUGAACAUCGCCACAGCCUGGGCACACUACUGGAAGAACUGGUGUAGCGCGUUGCUAUGGCGAUACAGUUGGAACGGACUGGUGUAACAUGUCGCUAUGACGAUGCAGCUGGAACAGACUGGUGUAGCACGUUGCUAUGACAACACAGCUGGAAUAGACUGAUGUAACAUGUUGCUAUGAUGAUAUGACUGGAACAGGCUGGUUUAGGGGUCCCGGGACAGACUAUACGUCUUUAAAGUGAAUUAACGGGACAAACUGUUCUUAGGGUCCAGGGACAAAACCACAUGUAACCAUAACGAUGGAGAACAAAGAUUCAGAUUUCAGACCCUCAUGUAUUGAUAACAAGACGGUACACAGAGCAUUAUGGGUACUGUAGUAUAUCAUACUGCACCUUAUCAAGUGGAAUCAGUCAUUUAAUGACUGGCUGCCCAAACCUCUACAGUGCUCACUCCACCAGUCUCAGGAAUGAGGGCAGGAAGAAGGAUUCACAAAGCCAAACUCUGGGACUAAAACUCCCCUCUCAACCCUCAGUCACUGACAGGAAGAGGGGCUACCUGUUGAGGGAGAACUUCAGAUAA